Sinocyclocheilus anshuiensis is the source of this 3118-nucleotide messenger RNA. RefSeq names its product alpha-endosulfine-like. The transcript has 3 exons. Gene Ontology annotation, molecular function: protein phosphatase inhibitor activity. The record is from RefSeq and is a predicted model, not a curated record. Lineage: Eukaryota; Metazoa; Chordata; Actinopteri; Cypriniformes; Cyprinidae. Gene Ontology annotation, cellular component: cytoplasm. The coding region runs from base 128 to 481 and encodes 117 amino acids.
AAUGACGUCACUGCAGCGAACGCCAUUUUGAUACUGAACACCGUGGGUGGAACAGAUCGGGCACGAUUAGACGGCAACAUUUACACGCAAACACGCUGAUUAAUUGGUCAGCAAACGCCGAAUAGUCAUGUCAUCAGAUAACCAGGAUACGGAGACGCAGUCGGAGCAGAUGGACGAGACUCAGGAAUCCCAGGACACAAACUCAAACCCAGUGCAGACAGAGGAGGCCAAAUUGAAAGCGAAGUAUCCCAACUUGGGUCAAAAGCCAGGUGGCUCCGACUUUCUGAUGAAGAGACUGCAGAAAGGGCAAAAGUAUUUUGACUCAGGAGAUUACAACAUGGCCAAGGCAAAGAUGAAGAACAAACAGUUGCCUGCCGCAGCCGGUCCAGACAAGAACAUCGUCACCGGGGAUCACAUUCCAACUCCACAAGACCUUCCGCAGAGAAAGUCCUCAUUGGUUACAAGUAAACUGGCUGGCUAACGUCAGCCAUAGGUUUUGAAUAAACCCUCUUACCAAACAAAACCAAAACCUCCCCAGCCCCGGCAGACCAGCUUCAUCAGGACAGGUUAUCAAUUUAUUUUGUUUUGUUUCUUUUAAUUUGGGUGUAGAUUUUUGCUGUCAUUUUGUUUCACUUCAGUAGGUCUAAGCAUCCCAGCUCUGUUAACCUCUUCAGUGUCCCACAUAGAGUAGGGAUAAACUAAACCCUUGGUACUCCAGGCCCUGGUGGAGCAUGAUGCACUUUACUCUGUGUACCCUGUAUAUUAGUGAUAUUAUGAACAAACCCCUGAAGACUUCAUAAAAUGCUGUUCAAAAGAUGUUUUUAAAAGUGUCAAAUAAUUUAACAAUUAUUUAGGAUUGUUUUAAAAGGCAUUGUUUUCUAUAUAGACAAUACUUGACAGCCAUUGGCCCCAGAUUGCAUUGGCAGCCCUCUUAUCAUUCAUAAUGACAAAUUAAUGAAUGUUUUAUGAGAAUUAAAAAAAAAAAAGUCAGUGAACAGAAUAGUCAGAUCAAUUUUGGUAAAGAGUGGCUGGUAGCUGUGUAGCCUUUAUCCACACUUCUACCUCUCACUCUCUAAAUAUGGCUGAGUUGAACCAACAGCUGCUUACGACUGGAUUGUUUUAUUAUUCUCAGCCUUCACCUUCCAUGGUAGAAUCUGAGCAAGCGGUUCCAAUCUUGCUGAUUAGAUUAUUGUAAUCACAGCUUUUGGGUGUAAACAGAGAAUGUUGCAAUUCAAUGAUAACAGCCAAGAGCAGAAAUGGUCUCUGAAUGUCGCAUGAGAAUGAAGGGGGGCUUAAGAAAAUGAAAUUGUCAUUGCACAAAGAAUGCGUUAAAAGAUAAAGUAUGUUCAUAGACAGUGGUGGCUAUAUGUGUUUUAGCUUAUGGGCAUCUGGAGUCAUUCAGCUUUGUGUACACUAUCAGCAGUGUAUGUAUUAAUGGGAUUAAUGUGCGAUUUAUUUUGUGAUAUCCAACACAUAUGUAAUGUAAUGCACAUGACCCCUUUGAUCAUCUGAGAUAAUGAUGACGCAAUCAUCUUAUCCGUCUUAACAAAAUGAGUCGAUUUGGUCCUAAAUAUCUAUGUAUUUUCUGAGGAACGAGGUGCGGAAGGAAAUUUGCAGAAUUGAGCAGCACCUUUGGUUGAAUCUUUGUAAAAUAUUUCAGACCUAAAUAGUAAAAUUCUCUACUUAAACUUGGACAAAGUUACAUGCUUAAACAUAUAAAAAGUAUUGGAAAACAUUACCCAUAGAUUGCUUUGACAUGCAGCUUAUUUUCGGGUUCCAGAUAUACAAAGGACUUUGGGGAAUAUUAUAUCCUGUGACCCAUUUUUCCCUUUACGGUCUUUUAAAAAGAUACUCUUUUCUCAUCAUUUAGCAAAGUGUCCUUCUUCAGAGGGCAUGAAUCAAUUAACCCCUGUAGCUUCUUCAAAGUGCGAAGAAGUCUGCACAGGGCUGUUGUAAAUCAUUGGAAACUUAACAGCUCAGUGGAUCUUAACAACUCAUUUAUUCCAGGCUGUAAGACUUUGUACAAUCCUUACAGAGUCCAAGUAUGAGGAUUGAUACCUUUACAGAGCAAAUCUAGACUGAACCUAGGCAGUCAAUCCAGGUGUCUAAAUCAGGAUUUGCAUAGUCUAAUCAAGUUGUCCCUCCUAAAACCACAUACACGCCUACAUGUGGCCUGAAGAUUAAGAUAAAAGAAAGUGUUUAGCCAUGUGAAGUUAACAAAAACAUGUAUAUUAAUGCAUGUUAUUCUUGGUAAAAUACUGUACUAUCACUAUGUAAAUCUCACUAAAAGGUGAAUUACAUCUAAGGGGUUGAAUGUGUUUUUUCAUGUAUGGUUGAGGUGCUGGUGGCAGUUGGCAAUACAUCAGGGAAAUAUGAUGGUCUUGCACUUAGUAUUUGUCACUUGAUGGUAUGUGUGGAUGUACAAUGUUUCCUUUGAGGAAUGCGUUAUUGCACAGUGCUAGGAGAUAAUCUUAUUUUGUGCUGCAGCCAAAUUGUAAAUAGUCAAACUGCAUCCGGUGUCAUAUUUGUGCAUUUUGUCUCGCAUUAUCGGUCUCAGUUGUCUUUCCAAUAUUCACCAAGUUUGUUUUAUCUUUUAUUUUUUAAUAUUGCGUCUGAAUCUCUCUCUGCUUUUUGAUGCAACAUAUUGGCAAGAAUAUCAUCAGUUCUAGUGUGAGAAAUGUAAAUAUGGAGGUUAAGGAUGCUUGUAUUGUAAUUAAAGAAAGCUUUUUAAUCGGUUGGAUUAAAUUCAGACAGUUCUGGACUGAAAACCUUCCACUGCAAUGUGAUAUUCAUGGAUAUUCAACCACAUAUUAACUCUAAAUCUACAACUUAAAGCGCUCUCAAUUAGACACACAAAGAUCUAUUCUUUGCUUACUUUAUGAAGCUUUUAGUGUUUAAUUAUUUUAUUUGUGUGCCCCAUUUAUAUAUUCUUUAUUGUUUCAGAUGUUUUGCUUGAAUUACUUUGUGUGUUGAAAGUGGAUUUCCAGAAGUUUGCAGAGUCAUCUGGUCUCUCACAAUUAUAUUUACAGGGAAGGAUGGUGAAUCAAGAAGUAAAGAUAGAUGUUUCAAGUGAAUACUGGAGCUAUGUCUGAAAUUCAAAUAAAGUUUUACAUUAAUA